AUGGUGAUGAGAAAGGUGCUGGAAAUGGCCCUGAAACGUGACCCGAGGGUGCACACCGCUACAUCACCUUACGUGGACGACAUACUCGUAAAUGAAAACAUCGCUACUGCAUUGGAGGUGAAGGGUCAUCUGGAGGCGCUCGGUCUGACCUGCAAAUCCCCGGAGAAGGUGUCAGAAGGUGCUCGUGUCCUGGGCAUUCGAGUCUGGGGGGAGCGGCAAGGACUGUUCUGGAAGCGGGACAACCAGGAUCUACAGCCGCCGCCAAAGCUGACGAGGAGAGAGGUCUUCUCGCUGUGCGGACGUCUGACAAGUCAGGUCCCGGUGUGUGGCUGGCUGCGUGUCUCCGCAUCCUACCUGAAAAGACGCGCCACUGCAGCGACAGACGGCUGGGAUGACGAGAUCACCGACCCAGAACUCCAGAAAAUGGUCAUGGAAACGCUGCAGCGCGUGAAAACGGCCGAUCCCGCACGAGGUCGCUGGGAUGUCACCGGCGAUGAGGGAGUCGUGUGGGUGGAUGCCAGCUCCCUCGCCAUAGGAGCCGUGCUGGAGAUGGAAGGCAGCAUCGUUGAGGACGCCUGCUGGCUUCGGAAAAAUCCCGAGACACACGUGAACCUUGCAGAACUGGACUCUGUUGUGCGUGGCAUCAAUCUGUCCCUGGCAUGGAACCUGAAGAAAGUGACUGUCGUGACGGACUCGAAAACGGUCUAUCACUGGCUAACAGAUGCGCUCUCCGGCAGAGCUCGGAUAAAGACGAAGGCGGCGAGUGAAAUGCUGAUUAGAAGGCGCCUGGAGACCGUGAAGAGUCUGAGAGAUGAGCACGGCCUCCAGCUGACCAUGAAGUGCGUUCCGUCAGUGGACAACAGGGCUGACGCACUGACGAGAGUCCCGAAGAAGUGGCUGAACCAACAAAGCGAUCCUGAGGUCUGCGGCGCUGCCUUCUCGGCGCCGGAUGUGGUCAGGAUCCAUGAAACAAGCGGACACCCAGGCAUCGGGAGAACGCUGCGCCUGUGUAGGGAGCACGACCCGGCUGUGAGCAGGCACCAGGUGCGCAGUGUCGUUAGCCAGUGCGAAAGGUGCCAGUCCAUCGAUCCAGCGCCCCAGCGGUGGACACAUGGUUCGCUGAGCGUGAUCAAAUGCUGGGACAGGGUCAGCAUGGACGUCUGUCACGUAAACGAUCAGCUGUACCUGACUCUGAUUGACUGCGGUCCGUCUCGGUACGCGAUCUGGUGGCGUAUAAAGCGACAGGACACCGACAGCAUCAUCACGGCUCUGGAGUCGGUAUUCCUGGAGCGCGGCGCUCCGAGGGAGCUGCUGAAGGACAACUUCACCUCAUUCCGCAGUGCCGCAUUCCACGAGUUCGUCAGCCGGUGGGGUGUCAGCGUCCGGUACCGAGCUGCCCAUGCGCCGUUCGGCAAUGGUGUCUCUGAGAGAAACCACAGGUCGGUCAAAACAAUCGUAGCGCGCAAAGGCUGCUCAGUGGCGGAAGCAGUCUACCGCUAUAAUGUGAUGCCGCGCAGUGAUGACCUGAACUCUAGUCCUGCCAACGUACUGUUCAACUACAAACUGAGAGUGCCGGACGUGGAGAACACGGAGCUGAUCCACGGCCGAGUCAGCUGA
Amphibalanus amphitrite is the source of this 1617-nucleotide messenger RNA. RefSeq lists its product as uncharacterized. The coding region runs from base 1 to 1617 and encodes 538 amino acids. Gene Ontology annotation, biological process: DNA integration. The transcript has 2 exons. Lineage: Eukaryota; Metazoa; Arthropoda; Thecostraca; Balanomorpha; Balanidae. Gene Ontology annotation, molecular function: RNA-DNA hybrid ribonuclease activity; nucleic acid binding. The record is from RefSeq and is a predicted model, not a curated record.